This is a messenger RNA of Prorocentrum cordatum, 886 nucleotides long. NCBI's taxonomy places the organism in Eukaryota, Dinophyceae, Prorocentrales, Prorocentraceae. The record is from the annotation of a GenBank genome assembly.
CGAGGGCUUCCCGCCUGGCCUGCCGCCUCUGCCGAAGGUCUCCGCGCGCGCGCGCGCCCGUCUCUGAGGGCCGACCGACCGCGGCGCACACGGCGUGCGGCACGCGGGCCACCCCGCGCGGACUCCUGCCCGCGUCGGGGCGGCCGAAUUCUCGCGAGGACGCCAGCGGGAAUUCUCCAUGCGCUCAGAAGGGCUCCCUCGGCUGGAGGGCUCAAAAAGAGAGACGGAACAGGAACAGAGAGGGGCCGGAGGUCUUGAGACAAGGUGCUGCCGCUGCCUUCGCUGCGGGUCUGUGUACAACGCGCGCGGAGCAACACUUAGCCCGCGCGCGAGCCGGAUCUACCACCUACCGCUCCACCGGAGGCCGCUCGAAUAGGGCGGGAGUAAUGAGAUGGGCUCGGAGGGGCGCACUGCAUCGCUGCCCAGCGCGAGGAGCAGCCGCCGGCUGCAGCGAGGUCGGAUCUCGUCGGAGGCCUGGGGGCUCCCGAUCGGGCGGCCCAGCUGCACGCACCCAGCACGGCGCCCUUUCGGCAACCGACAGAGGCGAGGCGGCGCGGGAAAAAGACGGGAGGCGGCGGCGCCGGCCUGUGGACCGGAGCUGUGGCGCUUCGCGGGGGGGGCGACAGGGCAGGAGGGCAGAGGCCCAAGGCUCCGAGGGCUCCGCAGCGCCUCGGCGAUGGCAGGGAGGCGCAGCGCUUCGGCGGGGCGCUCCCCGCCCCGGCAAGGGGCGCCCGCUCGUCGGCGGAGGCCGGCCGGGCGCGGACGGACCAGGGCUCAGCGCACCCCCAGGCCCGGCCAAGUUCGAGCACCUGCGCUACAGUCGGACUUGAUUGCAGAGGACACGCGCGAGGACACGAGAGCCUUCCGGGGGCCGCGCGCUGGGCUG